AUGGCUGCCUUUAGCGCCUACAUGCCAUUCAUGGCCAUGGUGUUGGUCCAAGCGAGCUAUGCAGGAAUGAACAUUAUUUCAAAGCUUGCUAUUGAAUCUGACAUGGACCCUCUUGUUCUUGUUGCUUAUCGUCAAGUUUUCGCGGCCGUUGCCAUUGCUCCCUUAGCUUAUUUGUUGGAAUGGAAAACAAGACCCAAGAUCACAUUGGCUAUUCUUUUCCAGACUUUUCUGUGCUCAUUAACUGGGGCCACUGCAAAUCAGGUUUUUUAUUUUCUCGGUUUGAAGUCUUCGACCGCAACGAUUGCAUGCGCAUUGACAAACACACUUCCAGCCAUGACAUUUAUCCUUGCAGUCAUUUUCAGACAAGAAUCUGCAAAGCUCAAGAGCAAACCAGGGCUAUCUAAGGUGAUGGGAACAAUUGUGUGUGUAUCUGGAGCUAUGUUACUUUCAUUUUACCAUGGACACAUCAUUGGUCUAAGUGAGUCCAAAAUUCACUGGACUUAUGCUCAGAGAAUGGGAGAGGCAAGUUCCAGCACCAAAUCAAGCUCCUUUAUAGGCCCCCUAUUUGUCAUCUUAAGCACCUUAGGUUGGGCAUUCUGGUUCAUAAUCCAAGCUAGAGUUGGGGAAAGCUUUCCAGCUCCUUAUACAAGCACCACAUUGAUGUGUUUGAUGGCCAGCUUUGAGUGCGGGAUCAUUGCUGUAAUUGCUGAUCACAAAGUGGCUUCAUGGUCGCUAAAAGAUCCCACGAGACUUAUUGCAUCCCUCUAUGCUGGAAUUAUGGGUUCUGCACUAGCAUUCUUCCUCUCUUCAUGGAGUAUUCAGCAAAAAGGCCCUCUUUACGUGUCGGUGUUUAGUCCCUUGCUCCUCAUUAUUGUUGCCAUUGCAAGCUGGGCUUUGCUUGAGGAGAAAUUAUACGUUGGAACUGCUGUAGGGUCGGUUUUGAUUGUUGCCGGGCUCUAUCUUGUUCUGUGGGGGAAGAAUAAGGAGACGAAGGAUGAGAAGCCAGCAAAAGCAACAGGCAUGACAAAUAUGACAGAUCAGGCCAAGGCUUAUGAGAAAAACGACUUGGAGCUGCAGCUGCAAGGGCAUUCGGAAAGCAACCGUGACGUUAUGGAAUAG
This is a messenger RNA of Pyrus x bretschneideri (Chinese white pear), 1119 nucleotides long. RefSeq names its product WAT1-related protein At1g09380. The transcript is spliced from 7 exons. The record is from RefSeq and is a predicted model, not a curated record. Bases 1 to 1119 code for a protein of 372 amino acids. Gene Ontology annotation, cellular component: plasma membrane. Gene Ontology annotation, molecular function: transmembrane transporter activity. NCBI's taxonomy places the organism in Eukaryota, Viridiplantae, Streptophyta, Magnoliopsida, Rosales, Rosaceae.